CAGAUAAGUAAAAAGUGAGCUCCUCGGACGCACGACAACACACCAACUGAAGUGGAAAGCGGCUCCUGUUCUGCUCCUUAUCCCAUUUCGGACGCUGCGUACAAGGCGGUCCAAACUCCAAACUGCUGCGGGACUGAACCAAAAGCAGAGAGCUGAGAAGAGAGACGCGCAUUUGCCUUGUGUCUACUUGCUGCUCUUCUUUUUUGUGUGUGCGUGAGUGUUUCUUUAUGACUGCGAAUUUGUUUCCGACUUAUUUAUAGGUGGAAAACAAUCGCUUUUUUUGUUUGUUUGCCAUCUCGACGACUAACUUUAACUAAUGACGGCAGAGGUCCAGCAGCCCCCAGCGCAGACUCCUGCCCAGAGCAGCCCGAUGUCUGCUCCGGAGAAGUCACACGGACAGACGGUGGUGAUGGAAACCGCUUCCUCCACUACGAAAACCAAGAAGACAAACGCAGGGAUCCGACGACCAGAGAAGCCGCCUUAUUCCUACAUAGCUUUAAUAGUCAUGGCUAUCCAGAGCUCUCCGACCAAGCGUCUGACGCUCAGCGAAAUCUACCAAUUCCUGCAGAGCCGCUUCCCGUUUUUCAGAGGCUCGUAUCAGGGAUGGAAGAACUCCGUGCGUCACAACUUGUCCCUGAACGAGUGCUUCAUCAAGCUGCCUAAAGGCCUCGGCCGGCCCGGGAAGGGCCACUACUGGACUAUCGACCCGGCGAGUGAGUUUAUGUUCGAGGAGGGCUCCUUCAGAAGGAGACCCAGGGGCUUCAGGCGCAAGUGCCAGGCGCUGAAGCCCAUGUACAGCAUGAUGAACGGCCUGGGAUUCAACCACAUCCCCGAGUCUUACAACUUCCAGGGGAGCGGCGGGGGCCUAUCCUGUCCGCCCAACAGCUUGUCUCUGGACAGUGGGAUUGGAAUGAUGAAUGGACACUUGGCAGGUAACAUGGAGGGGAUGGGUCUGUCCGGUCACUCCAUGUCACACUUGUCGACCAACAGUGGACAUUCCUACAUGGGAAGUUGUACAGGAUCCACCGGGAGUGAUUAUCCCCACCACGACAAUUCCGCCUCCCCUCUGCUCACCAGCGGGGGAGUCAUGGAGCCUCACCCCGUCUACUCGAGCUCGGCCUCGGCGUGGGCUCCGGCCCCCUCGGCAUCGUUGAAUAACGGGGCUUCCUACAUCAAGCAGCAGCCCCUAUCUCCUUGCAAUCCAGGAGCGAACCCUCUGCAGCCCAGUUUGCCCACACAUUCACUAGAGCAGCCGUACCUGCACCAGAACGGCCACAGCACCACAGAUCUACAAGGUAUUCCUCGGUACCAUUCCCAGUCUCCCAGCAUGUGUGACCGAAAGGAGUUCGUGUUCUCCUUCAACGCCAUGACGUCCUCAGCCAUGCACUCACCGGGCAGCAGCUCCUACUAUCACCACCAACAGGUCUCCUACCAGGACAUCAAGCCCUGCGUGAUGUGAAGCGACGCCAUGCUGUCCUCCUACACCCAAAGGACACAAAUCUGCCGACCAGAGGACGCUGUCACAGACUUUGAGCCACGCAGCAGAGGCAACUGAAACGAGAACGAAUGCGUAAAUUACCACUGAGAGACUUAAAAGGCUUGGCCCUAGCCUUGGAGAGUGCGCUCACUGCGUAGACCGGACUACUUCUCUGUUUUUACGCAGAGACAAAGACAAGGAGACAUUUACAAAGCAACCACGUAAUAAUAAUAUAUAAUAAUAAAAAAAAACUACUUUUUUUUCCUCCAUUGCAUUAUCAUCGACCACCGGGGUAAAGAGUGGGCGCAGGGAUCCUUGCUGUCGUUUGGUACUUAGUCCUGCAGAGCGGAUGACUAUCAUUUCUACACUUUUUUUGUUCAUGUUUAUUCAUCUUGUUAAAGCAGGCCAAUGUAAAAGAAAAAAAAAAAAAAGAAAAAACAAAAACAAAAAAACAAAAAAAUGCACACUUCCAUUUUUCUCUGUCUAAAGUUUUUAUCCGACUUUUUUUUGUUGUUGUUGUUGACAAAUUUAGACUGAGGUUCUGUUUUUUGGACUUAGCCAACCAACGUUGAUUAUUGAAACGAUCAAUUAUGGACAUUGCAUAUAUUCUGUGUGUCCAGAUACUGUAUAAUGUGUAAAGAUGACGGCACUUUUUUUUUUGAAUAGCCUAUAAGCGCAACAUUUUAUUUAUUCUGUAGGCCUCUAUUUUAAUUUCAGGCGAAUUUUGGGCCAAGGAGUCAUUUGCUUUAUUGGCAAUAUUUGUCAGAACGCUUAUUAUUUGUUUUAAAAAUGAAAAAUUGAGGAUAUAUUGUAAGCACUGUUAUGUCGUUUGUUUCAAAUAUAUUGUAGACCAUUACUUCCAGCACUGUAUACUUAUAUAUUGGUAGGAAAAUUAGCGAGGGCUGAUCUUUAGGCUUUUACUACAACAAAUCAUUUGUAAGAAAUAAAAUAUAUCUGCUGGGCUGUUUGGGCCUGUAAAUCCACAGAAAUAAGACACAUUUCCAUUUUGUCACACACACACACACACCAUCUCUGGUGUUGUUUGGGGGAACCAAAAGUGAAAUUGGAAAAAAAAAAAAUUUAUUUGUAAUUCUCAACACUGAUAAUUAUCAAUUCUAAAUAUUUUAAGCGAAAAAAAAUGUCAUCCAUUUUGCUAUAACUCCACAAUAUUAAUUUAAUAGAGUUCUUACAUGAAUGUAUAUUAUUGUAAUCAAUCUAAAACGGUGGGCAAACUGAGUUCGUGUGGACUUAAUCUGCAUUUUUGGGACAAUUGUGAGCUUUACGCACAGGUCCGCUAUCAGUACAAUAUUACUUCAGAUGAAUGUUCCAGAAAUAUCAGUCUGUUGUUUUCACCUGGCAGGAGCUGGUAUUUUGUCAUCUGAUAUUAUAUGAACAAAUCAGAUUUUCCACAAAACAGCGAUUAAUUAAAAAUGAAUUGCUUAAAAAGUUAAUCGUGGAAUGCCUCCUAUGUAAGAAGAGUGUGCAGCAAUUAAGGCGGAACAAAUCAGAUCUCACCCGCGUUUGGUUACAGGGUGAAAACCUGCAGCUCUCCCACCGUCCUGGUAAUUCUCCUCCGAAGCAUUUUGUCCAAAUAAUACUUCUGCGUAAUAUCCUGCUGGAAAUAUAAUAAAUGGUGCUGAUCUAACCCUUUAAACUCGUGUAAUGAUUAGUUCCAGGGUGUCCAGCGAGACGCACGGAUUUUGCGAAAUUUACACAAAGAAUGGGUUCAAGAGAAAAAAAAAAACGUCUCCUAAAUGGUAAAAAGAGCUGCAACGUGAAAUGAAGCUUUGUUUCUCCUCUAAAAUAUUAUUUCCUUAUUAAAUACUAUAGAAAUACAAACCACACCAUGUACAACAAAGGCACAAUAAGAUACAAUUAAAUAUAGAUACAAACAAUGAAUGUGUGAAUUUCUCAAUGUCUUUACACACCAGCUAAAUGUUACACAGCCACAAAUUAUUAAAGGGCAUGAGGUAGUUUUGCUAAAUGCUCCUUUUUAAAUACUUUAUCAAUUAUAGCAUUUCUUUUACAAGAGUCAUGAGCAGAAGCAGCUUUGAGGUUUAAUGUGGUUAAUUUAGUCACUUCAGCUGGCACAAAUCAGGAAAGGUCUAGAUUUCCUUUAGGAUUUAAAAUGUGCAGUUUCAGUUUCAGUGGUGUUGAAAACAACAGGUGCUCCUCAUGUAGGAAACAUGUUGAGCACAAUCUAUUUGUGAGCAACAGCAUUCACUCUGAUGCUUAGCUCUUGUCAUUUAAAAGGAGCUGUAAUUUAAGAUGUUCAUUAAAUUGUGUAAGUCGAGUUGCUGUGUGCACAUGUACAUCUUUACAAGAGGAUGUAAUGUGCUCUGGUUUGAUACUCGCCUGGCUUUGCAGACUCACAACAUGACCACUGACUGAACCCCAGUAAAAGGAGCAUGCCACGGAGCACAGGGGUAAGCAGGAUCAACAGCAGUGGAACGGCACAUUAACAAACUGAUGACAUUUGCCGAGGUUCAGCACUCUGGCCGGGCUCAGGGAGAGAGAUGGAGCUUCACAGCUGCUCUCCGGCCAGGCCUGGAUGACAGCUCCAUAAAAAGCCUGAGGCCUGCACUGUGCAGACAGACAUGCCGUGUGCUUGUGUCUCAAUGCAACCACGGCUUCAAUGAAAAGCUGGACACUUUUCUGGCACUGCGGUGAUCAUUUAGCAGGUAACAUCUGUGCAGAAACACGGAAACAUGUACGCAGAAACAUGCAGGUUAUUGGGCAUUCAAGUCUGGAUAACCGACUUUGUUGCUUCUAUCAUUACUUGUGUUACUUAAAUGUAAAUUCGUCUGGUGUUUCGUCUAUAAAAUAACAAUAUUACUGCAGAUAUACCAUCUUCAAAAACAAAGCAGCAGUAAAAUGUCAUCCUCCUGGAAUAAUCUCUAAACAUUCGC
Molecule: messenger RNA, 4386 nt
Organism: Acanthochromis polyacanthus (spiny chromis)
Lineage: Eukaryota; Metazoa; Chordata; Actinopteri; Pomacentridae
Gene: foxf1
Product: forkhead box F1
Exons: 2
Coding region: 317-1459 (380 amino acids)
Biological process (GO): regulation of transcription by RNA polymerase II; animal organ morphogenesis
Cellular component (GO): nucleus
Molecular function (GO): RNA polymerase II cis-regulatory region sequence-specific DNA binding; DNA-binding transcription factor activity, RNA polymerase II-specific
Source: RefSeq, a predicted model, not a curated record